Messenger RNA from Zerene cesonia (dogface butterfly), 1386 nucleotides. Its product is annotated as glucose dehydrogenase [FAD, quinone]-like. Gene Ontology annotation, molecular function: flavin adenine dinucleotide binding; oxidoreductase activity, acting on CH-OH group of donors. NCBI's taxonomy places the organism in Eukaryota, Metazoa, Arthropoda, Insecta, Lepidoptera, Pieridae. The transcript is spliced from 3 exons. The annotation marks the transcript as partial. The record is from RefSeq and is a predicted model, not a curated record.
GCGGACAAAGGCGCUUUACACAGACUGAUUGUUAACAUGAUAAAGUCGCUUCAGCCAUCACUUCCGUCCAAGAAAGCGAUGCGCAAGAGCAAACCACCUGACAAAUUCAUACGACUAAACUAACUAAAAUCUAAAUCUACCCGCACUAUUCAUAAAGAUUAGACAACAACCAUGGGUAUACACGUACUCCUCGCUUCGACCGCAUUGAAGACGGUCAGCGUGACUGGACUUUGGCUAAUACCGCUACUUUUGGGAGCAUUUACCUAUCACAAUUACAACUCCUACGACCCUGAAGCAAAAGUGCACGAUAAGGAACCGGGCAGGGAGUACGACUUCAUAGUUGUAGGGGGCGGAUCCGCGGGCGCCGUUGUAGCGAACAGGUUGACUGAAGUCAGUAAUUGGAACGUACUUUUAUUAGAAGGUGGACCUGAUGAAAACGAAAUAACAGACGUACCUUCAUUAGCCGGCUACCUGCAGCUAACAAAACUUGAUUGGCAAUAUAAGACGGAACCCACCGCGUACGCGUGCUUGGGAUUUAAAAAACACAGGUGUAGUUGGCCGAGAGGCAAGGUCCUUGGAGGGUCCAGCGUUCUUAACUACAUGAUCUACGUGAGAGGGAAUAGAAAUGAUUUCGACCAAUGGGAGUCGUUCGGGAAUCCAGGCUGGUCAUACAAAGACGUACUGCCUUAUUUUAUAAAAUCUGAGGACAACCGAAAUCCCUAUCUUGCCAAUAAUAAAUACCACGGUACAGGUGGAUACCUCACAGUGCAAGAAGCACCGUGGAGAACCCCACUGGUAGCAGCUUUUGUAGAAUCUGGAGUUGAAUUGGGAUAUGAUAAUAGGGAUAUUAACGGAGAAAUUCAAACCGGAUUCAUGAUAGCCCAAGGCACCAUAAGACGCGGCUCCAGAUGCAGCACCGCCAAAGCAUUUUUAAGACCAGUAAGAACGCGCAGAAAUCUUGAUAUUUCAUUGAAUUCGCAAGCCACAAGAAUUCUUAUUAAUCCAAUUACAUUAAAAGCAUACGGAGUUGAAUACGUUAAACAUGGAAUAAAGCGAGUUGUAUAUGCGAGAAAAGAAGUGAUUUUAUCUUCUGGGGCUAUCAACAGCCCACAACUUUUGAUGUUGUCAGGCAUAGGACCCAAGGAUCAUCUACGAAAUGUUGGGAUACGAGUACUAAAAGAUUUGCCAGUCGGUGAGAACUUACAGGAUCACGUUGGUGUUGGAGGGCUCACAUUUCUAGUCGAUAAACCAGUGUCAAUAGUUCAAAACCGGUUCCAAGCCUUCCCUGUGACAAUGAAUUACGUAGUAAAUGAAAGAGGGCCAAUGACAGUACUUGGUGGACUUGAAGGCAUCGCAUUCGUUAAUACGAAAUACGCGAAUAGUUCC